Molecule: messenger RNA, 504 nt
Organism: Ornithorhynchus anatinus (platypus)
Lineage: Eukaryota; Metazoa; Chordata; Mammalia; Monotremata; Ornithorhynchidae
Gene: LEP
Product: leptin
Exons: 2
Coding region: 1-504 (167 amino acids)
Biological process (GO): positive regulation of receptor signaling pathway via JAK-STAT; positive regulation of p38MAPK cascade; positive regulation of phosphatidylinositol 3-kinase/protein kinase B signal transduction
Cellular component (GO): extracellular region
Molecular function (GO): hormone activity; peptide hormone receptor binding
Source: RefSeq, a predicted model, not a curated record
AUGCGAUGCAUACUAUUAUACGGGUUCCUGUGUGUCUGGCAACAUCUGUACUACAGCCAUCCAAUAAGUAUUGAAAAAAUCCAGGCUGACACCAAAACUUUAACCAAGACGAUCAUCACCAGAAUAAUACAACUUUCAAAUAGGAAUGGAGUUUCUACAGAUCAGAGGGUCAGCGGGUUGGAUUUCAUCCCAGGUAAUCAACAAUUCCAGAAUUUGGCUGACAUGGAUCAAACUUUGGCGGUUUAUCAGCAGAUCCUCUCCAGUCUGCCUAUGCCUGACAGGACGCAAAUAUCAAAUGAUCUGGAGAACCUCAGGUCUCUUUUUGCCCUAUUGGCCACUUUGAAGAACUGCCCCUUCACCAGGUCAGAUGGUCUGGACACAAUGGAAAUUUGGGGAGGAAUAGUGGAAGAAUCCCUCUAUUCCACCGAGGUGGUGACUUUGGACCGGCUUCGAAAAUCUCUAAAAAACAUAGAGAAACAACUGGAUCAUAUUCAGGGUUGCUGA